AUGUCCAGGGAAGGGAGCGUGACUCCAACACCGACGACCAAUUUCGAACAUAUUACGUUGUCCGAUAUAGAGGCCCUCGAGGAGCUCCCUGGUGCAUCUGGACGGCGACAGUGCAUCAGCUACAGAUUUGGCAGCAAUCGCGUGAUCAAAGUAUCGCCGCACCGGAGCAUUUUUUACGAGGCACGCAUACUCGCCUACAUCCGGCAGACCAUUCCAAGCAUACCGGUUCCGCGCGUGUACGGGGUACGGCAGCUUCGCAGUGCUGCUGGGAGCCACCGCUUUUGUAUGCUGAUGGAGUACAUCGAUGGCAUUGGAGCGGAUGAGGCGGCUUGCGAGUGGAGUACCGGCGAGACGCAGAUGUUUGUGGACUCGGUGCAGACGCUGCGUCGGGCUCUUCUCAAAAUAACUGGGCGGUGUAUACAAGCAGUCGACUUUUGCCAGAUCUCGGACGACACCGAUGCCAAGAACUGCGACAACGUCAUUGAUGAAGCCUGGAGUGCUCGAUGCACUUUUCAUGGAGCUGGAGGCGACCUGCCCACUGGCGUCCAGGACGAGCUGUUUGACCACAUCUGGCAACCCAUGGAGCGUGGGCCGUUUGCCACCGAAGCACAUUUUAUUGCUUCGGUCGGCGUGGCACUCCAACGCCGGGGCACAGGCGCUGCCCGCAUCGAUCUUGUCAGCCGCAUGAUCGACCAGCUGUCCACGGUCUCCACAAGUUCGGGAGGAACCUAUCCCCUGCAACAUGCCAACCUCAGCCUGGGCAACUUUCUUGUUCGCAGGACGGGACCGUCCGGGGGCGGUACACCCGAGAUUGUGGGGGUGCUUGGCUGGGGCCAGUGCGGGUUCUAUCCGGCGUGGUGGGAACUGGCCAAGAUGGCGGCAUCCGAGGAGCGACUGCUGGUGGAUGCAGCAGCGCAAGACAGUGCGUUUCCUCAAUAUGGCCACCACACGAGUGUGAUGCUACACGUGCGGGACAUUAUCUAUUGA
Sporothrix brasiliensis 5110 is the source of this 987-nucleotide messenger RNA. RefSeq lists its product as uncharacterized. NCBI's taxonomy places the organism in Eukaryota, Fungi, Ascomycota, Sordariomycetes, Ophiostomatales, Ophiostomataceae. The coding region runs from base 1 to 987 and encodes 328 amino acids. The record is from RefSeq and is a predicted model, not a curated record. The transcript has a single exon.